This is a messenger RNA of Hibiscus syriacus, 975 nucleotides long. Its product is annotated as pentatricopeptide repeat-containing protein At2g22410, mitochondrial-like. NCBI's taxonomy places the organism in Eukaryota, Viridiplantae, Streptophyta, Magnoliopsida, Malvales, Malvaceae. Gene Ontology annotation, biological process: RNA modification. The transcript has a single exon. Gene Ontology annotation, molecular function: RNA binding; protein binding. The coding region runs from base 1 to 975 and encodes 324 amino acids. The record is from RefSeq and is a predicted model, not a curated record.
AUGGCUUCCAACACCAUGUCUUCCCCAUCAGCCGAGUCAUCUCUUUCUUUGCCUUCCGAAGACGGUACUAAGUACUCUCAGAUUCUCUUCUUCCAAAUUCAAAAUCCAAAUCAGUUCGUGUAUAACACCAUGAUAAGGGGAUUUUCCCAUAGUAAAUGCCCUGAAAAAGCACUUGGCUUCUACUCCUACAUGCUCCACCAAGUAAACCGAUCUCCAAACUACUUCACUUACCCAUUUUUACUCAACUCGUGUGCAAGACUAUCGACCCUUAAACCAGGUGUUCAAGUUCAUGGUCAUGUGAUAAAAUUUGGGUUUGAAUUGGAUCCUUUUGUUGGGAAUGCUUUGAUGCUUUUUUACUUGGUUUUCAGACAUUUGAAUGAUGCUCAGAUCGUGUUUGAAGAAAGUCUUGUUAGAGACCUUGUUUCUUAUAAUACUAUGAUAAAUGGGUACAGUUCGGUGGGCCAACCAGGGGGUGCUCUGCAUCUAUUCAGAAAAAUGCAAGAUUCGGGUAUUCUGCCUGAUGGGUUCACUUUUGUUGCCCUGUUGUCUGCAUUUUCAUCAUUGAAUGAUCAUAGGAUAGGAAAAGAUAUUCAUGGUUUUGUCUAUAGGAACCUGCGUUGUCUUGACGCUAAUGUACUGACUGCUAUUCUUCAUUCGUAUGCGAAAUCCGGGUUGAUGGAUUUGGCUGAGAGGGUGUUCAGUUCAAUGCCAAGUAACAAAAGUACCGCAGCUUGGAGUUCCCUGGUAUCGGGAUAUGCUCGAUGUGGAGAAACUGAGGCUGCUAGGAAAAUGUUUGAUCAGAUGGAGCAACGGGAUCUAAUCUGUUGGACGGCUAUGAUUAGUGGUUAUUUGCAGUACAGUACAGCGAAGCAUUGGAGCUUUUUAAGCAGAUGGAAGAUUUGGGAAUACGAUCCGACGAAUGUACUAUGGCUACUGUUCUUUCAGCCUGUGCCAGAGUUGGAGCACUUAGUUUAG